AUGUGUAUAAAAGACAACAAAAAUUGUCGCGAAGAUGGUAACAUCGCGACGACAGAGUGCGAAAAUUCAAAUUCAUCAUCAAACGUUCAAAAUUUUUAUACGGAUUCUAAAAUUCUCGUGACUGGGGCGACGGGUUUUAUUGGUAAAGCAUUGGUAGAAAAACUUUUAAGAUCCUGUCCGAACGUGACGACCAUAUACAUGCUAAUAAGGCCUAAAAGAGGUUUGACAUCGGAUAUGAGACACGAAAAACUUCUCGGAAGUUCGAUUUUCGACACGAUUCGAAAUCAAAGUCCGGAAUUAUUGAAAAAACUUGUUACCAUCGAAGGAGAUGUGAGCGAUGAAAAUCUCGGUUUGUCAGAAUCCGAUAGGAAAACUUUAGCAGAAGAAGUCGAUGUCGUUUUUCAUUCUGCUGCAACCGUGAGAUUUACCGAAAAAUUAAAAGACGCCAUCGAACUCAACACUCUCGGUACAAUCAAAGUCAUACAAAUGUGCAGAGAAAUGAAAAAUUUAAAGGCGUUCGUGCACGUUUCAACUGCGUACAGCAACGCUGACAAAUACGAAAUACUCGAAACGGUUUAUCCGUCUCCCUGCGAUUUGGAAGACCUAAAAAAUUGCUGCGGAAACGAACCCAUAGAGAAAACAAUCGAGAAAAAAUUAGUCGGAAUGCAUCCGAAUAAUUACACCAUGACAAAAGCCGUGUCCGAAUACGUCAUAAGCACUCAGGCAAACGAUUUACCGGUUGCCAUAGUCAGACCUUCCAUCGUUACCGGUGCUUGGAAAGAACCCGUACCCGGAUGGGUGGAUAACGUGUCUGGAAUAUCGGGGAUUAUGAUAGAAAUAAGUCGGGGAACGUUAAGAAGCAUUAUAUGUGAUGAAAAAUGCAUCAUGGAUGUCAUACCCGUUGAUGUCGUCGUUAAUACACUAAUAGCAGCUGCAUGGCAAACGGCAACUCAUAGAUCGAUAAUUGUUCCGGUGUACAAUUGCACGUCGGGUACUUUAAAUCCAAUUUCUUGGCACAAAUACGGAAGGCUAACGGAAAAACAUUGUCUCAACGUACCAUCCAAAUACGUACAAUGGUAUCCAGGAUUUUCCUUCACGACAAACAGGUUUCGUCACACUCUCAUAGAAUUAUUUAUGCAAUUUUUUCCAGCACUUUUCAUCGAUUUGAUAAUGAUAUUAAACGGAAUGAAACCCAUAAUGUUCGAAAUAGCAAAAAAAUUUAAAAAAGCAUGUAAAAACGGUGAAUAUUUUGCAUUGCACGAAUGGAAAUUUCAAUGUGACAAUUUAAUUAGUCUUAACAAAGCACUGACGGCAGAAAACGACAGGAAAACCUUUUGUGUCGACGUAGAAAAAAUCGAUUGGGACGAUUAUGUUAAAAAUUAUUUGUUAGGUUUAAGACGUUUCGUAUUAAAAGACGAUCCGAAAACAUUAGAUGGAGCACGCUUCGUUUGCUUUCAAAAUUUUUCAAAUUUUUUUCUUACUUCAUGUUUUUCUACUUAUUAA
Pediculus humanus corporis (human body louse) is the source of this 1503-nucleotide messenger RNA. RefSeq lists its product as uncharacterized. Gene Ontology annotation, biological process: long-chain fatty-acyl-CoA metabolic process. The coding region runs from base 1 to 1503 and encodes 500 amino acids. Gene Ontology annotation, cellular component: peroxisome. The record is from RefSeq and is a predicted model, not a curated record. The transcript has 8 exons. Gene Ontology annotation, molecular function: alcohol-forming very long-chain fatty acyl-CoA reductase (NADP+) activity. Lineage: Eukaryota; Metazoa; Arthropoda; Insecta; Psocodea; Pediculidae.